UGAGCUUUCGAACGCCAUCCGUGGAUAAAGACAUUCAAGUUGAGGACGAAUAAAAUUGUGUCGACACUAGUAGUUAAAGUCUAGCAAGCGAAGAGAGUUUAACUUAAAACAUGUUAUUUAUUGUAAUUUUAGCCAUACAACUGCUGAGUGCACACUGUGGCGCUCAAUACCUGCACGCACGCCGCGAUCCACGCAUCCGUCAUUCCGGUACGAACAACACCAAUGAUCAGUUGCAUCUCAGCAAUCAAAUCGCGACUCUCAAUGCAACGGCACUUUUCGGACAGUUACCAGCACAUGGCUAUAGUCAACCCAAAUACUCGUCGUCACUGCGUGCCACGCCGCCGGAUGUGGCCAAAUAUCGUAACUUCGGUAAUUACUUUCAAGUUAUUCCGUCGAAUACGCAAUUAAAAAUGUUUGACCCACCUGUCGCCACCGCCAAGCGAGAACUUAAGCAACAUUCAGAGUUUUUAACGCCAUUUUCAUUUAGUCAUCGUAUAUUACAUUUGAGUAACGACCACACACAGGACUCACGCCCGCGCCGCUACACGAAUUCGAGCUACAAUGCUGUACCAGCACAAAACAACUUGAAACAUUCAAAUAUCCUUCACUCGCUUGACAAAGCUUUGCCAAUGGAGUCACUCGCUCGGAAAACACAGCGAGUGCCGCGAGAGAAUGUGCGAAAUUCAGAUAAUGAAAGAGAGCAUCCUAAAAUAAAUAAGCAGACGCAAUCUUUUCAUGACAUAUACAUGCGAUUUAAGAAUCCACAACAACAGAGUUUCGGUCAUGUCAAAUUCCAACCACAAAAACGCUUUGAGAAACGUUUCGAGUCGCUAAACAACAACAACAAUGGCAAUCGUCAUCGCGGCGAGAUUGUAUGGGCUGAUGCGACGGGCGGUUACGGUGAGCACCAUUGGGAUUUGACGCAAGGAAAACUACGUUGAGGCGCCACCGAAACGUGACUUUACGCAAUUCUUAAGUAUUUAUGCUAACACAAUUAGAAGGUAAAAUUCAGAAAAGAUUCCAUUUGAUAUGCAAAUAUGAUUUAAUGAGCGUUAGUAUAACAGUGUGUGUAUAUUAAUAAAGAAAAGAAGACAGUGAGAGAAAUGGAAACAGAAAAUGCAAUACAAUGCAAAAACAAAAAUAAAUUAUUAUAUUCAAGAAUUGCAUGCUUCAUUUGCAUUAGAAUGUUUGGAUAGUUGGGCGCCUAUGAAAGAAGCGCUUACAACCAAAAAUGCAGCAGAGAUCAAGAGUAGGGUUUGUUUCUCACGCCAAAAGUGGUCAGUCAAGUUUUGCGAUGAUAAAAGGUCAAUUCGGGUGGAUAGAUUGGCGAUCGGUCGGUCGGUCGUUUGGUACGACGGUCUGUCGCGACGCGCCAAAUAUAAAAGUGGCAUCUAGGACACUCACCGAAAGGAAAACCAGUUCUUGAAGAUGAUUAUAAAUUCUUAAGGUGAUGCAGUAUUAAGUUUGUUACGAGGACGACGAUCAUACGUAGGACUGCAAUGGAUAUGUAAAUGUGGCACAGCUAAAGAUAGUUCAGAGACAAGUAGCGCUCAUCUUAAGGGUUGCUCACACUGCUACGUUAUCAUUACAUAGGUUACCUGUGCGCAAGUUAUUGUAACUUCCGUAAAAAAAAAUGUUGUAAAUGUCUUGGACGCUUUGGUUUUGUGUCCUUGCAACAAGGGUGGUUGUACUUUCGUGCGUCGACGCUGUCCGCGUAUCAUUUGCAUAAAACAAAAACAACAAUUGGACAUAUGGAUAGCCCAGUUUGAUGUGUGUUUGUUUGUUCACACAUGUGAAUGUGUAUAGAUAUGACACUUUCGUCCAGCUGUGCUGGCUUACUGCUCGCCAACAUUAAUCCUACUGCAGGACAUUGUCCGACUUAAUUAUUCAAAACAAAUUUUCCGGUUGAUUGCGCGCUUUGACAUUUGUCCAUCGAAUCAAUAAUAUUUUGUUGCCGAUUUGUAUACUACACUCAUAUUUCCAGAGAUAUGCCCGCAUGCGCUUGCUUCAGUGGCAUAUCCUUAUACCCUAUCGCAGUCUAGAGGUUCAGUCGCUCACCUUCUCGGCUUCAUUAAUGCUCGCUGUCUGUGUGCCUUUGCUUAGCAGCUAGCAAAGUAGCCUUUGGCCAGAACCGGUUUCUAGCUUUCUAGCGUAGCUUUUGUGGGAAGUGACUCUGGCGCCGUAGAACAUUGAUAAGACAGUGCACUGGAAACCCUUUUCUUAAUGUUUUACAUGUGAGAUAUUUAGUAUGUAUGUAUGCAUCUCUGUCGGCGCACACAUGUGUCCUUUUACAGCGUCAGCGUCAAAUCGAAAGGACAUUCCAUUUAUGUGUACAUUUCGUUUGAUCAUUGUUAUUGUUGUUGAUUAUUCCCCUGACGCUCGGACUUAAUUUAUGCGUUGAGAAAUUUCGUGUGAUUGUCUUGUCUUCUCUUGCUUCGCCUUACCAUGCCGUGUCUGGUCCGAACCGGUUUGACCGGUCCAGCUUGAGUUGGUGACCAUGUUGAACAUGCGAAUAUGCUAUGUGUCUUGUGCAUCGUAGAUCGCGGUUUCGGUUGAACGGUUGAUUUGACAAUACGUAUGUUUGUCAGUAUGCGCAUUUGUUGACAUCAAAUAGUCAUGCAUGUGACUAAACAUAGUGUGAGAACUUUUUUCGCGGCCUUUGUUUUUUUAUACUCGCUCAUCUCCCCCGGAUCUGUGCUGCUUAAAUUUCGAUGGUUUACCUAAUUGACCGACUUAUCAACUUACGCGUAUGCUUCUUGUUCACAUUUCGUCUUUAAUUAAUUUGCAGAAAGUUGAUCGUUGCGAAUGAUAGUUCGAACCUACUAGAGCCGCUCGACUUUACUUCUUGAUGAUGAAAUAAGAGUUCGAAAGCACUGUUGUCAUAAAAUAAAGCAUUUUACUACUAACGUUAUUGAAUGUGGUUAAACAUAAAGGCUCAAGCUCCAAGAUGUACUAGAGCUUAGAAUCUCUGGACAUUGAAUGGUGUGUUCCACUUCACUAGUUGCUGAGUUCAAAAAAAUAAAGGCUUUGGAACUAUUUAAAUAGGACUGUAUAUAAAAAAUAAGCUCGAUGUAUGGUUGCCACAUGAGCUAACGCAAUAACCCUCAUGGACCGAAUUUCCAUCUGCGAAUCGCUAUUGAAUCGUAACUAAAUCGAAUAAUUUCUAAAGCGGAUGGUUACUGGUGAUGAAAAGUUGAACACUAACGACAACGUCAACCAUAAAAGUUCGUGUUCGAAUGGCGGUGAACCGGUGCAAA
Messenger RNA from Bactrocera oleae (olive fruit fly), 3257 nucleotides. The record is from RefSeq and is a predicted model, not a curated record. Lineage: Eukaryota; Metazoa; Arthropoda; Insecta; Diptera; Tephritidae.